Messenger RNA from Odontomachus brunneus, 2112 nucleotides. RefSeq names its product protein starmaker-like. Lineage: Eukaryota; Metazoa; Arthropoda; Insecta; Hymenoptera; Formicidae. The record is from RefSeq and is a predicted model, not a curated record. The transcript has a single exon. Bases 62 to 1606 code for a protein of 514 amino acids.
AACCGACGCUGGUCGUGAGUGUACACCGUUCUCUUGCGAGUGCCGGUCCGUGUCACCGAUUAUGCGUUGCAGCGCGUUGCUCUUGCUCGCGGGCACCCUCGUGUUGCUCGCGAGCAGCAGGUGCGCCGAGGCGGUGGAAUCAGAAAUUGAGGAAAUAGAGUCGACCACGGUAGAGACCGUGAAAAUAGACACGAGCACGGCAGAGACCCCCAUCACUCACGAAGGUGACAAGAAGAAAUCCGACAUUUCGGCUUCUUCCAGCGAGGAGAGCAAAGAGGAGAAGCGUACGAAGAGGGAGUCCUACUUGGAGGACAAAUUGAGGCUUCUGGAGGAUGAGGAGCAGCAGGAACAGCAGGAGACGGAGCUGCAGCGCGUAGCGCGCGCUAAGGGCUCGAAGAAGAAGGGCAAGGCGAACGAUGACGAUGACGAUGAUGACGACAGCAGCAGCUCCUCCAGUGAUGAUGACGACGACGACGACGACGAUGAUGAUAAGAAAGGCAAGAAAAAGAAGAAAUCUAAGAAGGAUGAUGAUGAUGACGACGAUGACGAUGAUGAUCACAAGAAGAGCAAGAAGAAACAUAGGAAAUCGAAGAAGAAUGACGACGACGACGAUGACGACGAUGAUGACGACAACAGCAGCUCCUCCAAUGAUGAUGAUGACGACGACGACGACGACGACGAUGAUGAUAAGAAAGGCAAGAAAAAGAAGAAAUCUAAGAAGGAUGAUGAUGAUGACGACGAUGACCACAAGAAGAGCAAGAAGAAACAUAGGAAAUCGAAGAAGAACGACGACGACGAUGACGACGACGAUGACGACGAUGACGAUUGUGAUGACGACUCGUCGUCAUCUUCUUCUUCCUCGUCGUCAUCGUCCUCGGAGGAAGAUAAGAAGCAUCGUAAGAAGAGAUACGUACAGGGCCGACGCGAUAUCUCGAAAAGUGAAUCAGCGUCCAAAGAGCGGGUCUACCCAAAAAUAUCAUCAUUAAGGUUCAUCAGAGAGGUGGAGUCGGACAGCGACACGUCCGAAGAGGAGGACAAACCGAAGAACCGGUUAGGAAGGCUACGUCCGGUCAGGGCGAAAGAUACGUCCGAGAGCGACACGUCCGAAGAGGAAGGCAAGAAAACGCGUCGGUCUACCAGGUCUAACGCGUCGUUCAAGAAUCCUUCCUUGGAAAGCAUAUCGUCGUCCGAGGAGACGAACAAGCCGAAGAACUCGCGAUUCAUCCGCGCACUCGAAAACAAUCCGAAGAAUCGACUCGCCGAGGACGCGAAGAGUGAAUCAUCGUCCGCGAGGCGGGACGACAAGUCAAAGAAGCGAUUUACCCGCGAUACUUCGGAAAGUAAAUCAUCGUCCGAGGAGAAGAAUAAACCGAACGCUCGGCUAGCUCGAUCGGCCGCGACUUCAGCGGCCGAAGAGACCGCGAGGAAUCGACUCGCGAUCGAAGAAGGUUACCAGACGAGAGCCCAACGGGUGACUCGGUCGAAGAAAGACAAGAAGAAGAAGAAGAAGGAUGCGAAGAAGAAGAAGAAGAGGCACUGCACGCCCAAGACGACUACUGCCUUACCCGACACUGUAGACCAACCGAUGGAUUAUCUUCCAGUUUGAUAGCCUUGAUCCUCAUAUACCUCAUGACAGAAAAAAAUGAUUGAUCUAACUAAAGUUAGUUAUCUUCGACCCCAACCCCAAUAUUUUUUGGUUGUCCUAACACGAAAAUGGUAGUAGCGAUACGCAUAUAAGGCUAUUCUCACUAACAUUAUAGUAGAAUUUAAUAAAAAGACAUGGUUUUCUUGACCAUAAUUAUAUAGUAAUUAUUUCUCUAUGUGAUUAUAGUUAUAAAUAUACUAAAUAUUUUUUCUCAGUAAUAUACACAUAUGUUUCCUUUUACACUGCGUUAAAUUUACGUCAAAUAUUAAAUGUAAUAAACGGAAACAGUCUUGAUGUGUCAAAGCUGGUGUAAUCUUAAUGAAAUUUUAUUAUUACUCUCGUGCAUCCGCAACCUUGAAUCUCAGUGAAAAGUAUUCUCUUGAAGUGAAUCAGUAAAAAUGACUUCUGAUCGAAUCAGAGUAAAAUGAGUAUUUCACCGAUGACCAAUAAAUAUUCGUUGAUUUUCA